Messenger RNA from Ipomoea nil (Japanese morning glory), 1988 nucleotides. Its product is annotated as putative receptor-like protein kinase At4g00960. The coding region runs from base 89 to 1591 and encodes 500 amino acids. The record is from RefSeq and is a predicted model, not a curated record. Gene Ontology annotation, biological process: protein phosphorylation. NCBI's taxonomy places the organism in Eukaryota, Viridiplantae, Streptophyta, Magnoliopsida, Solanales, Convolvulaceae. Gene Ontology annotation, molecular function: protein kinase activity; ATP binding. The transcript has 8 exons.
AGACCAAUAAUGGAAAUAAUAAUACUCCGUAGACGUUCUUUAAAAACGUUAUUGCAGAGCUGCCUAGCUCGGAGCAAUCUCUCCGGUAAUGGCUACUAUCAGUCUUACUUCUUCUUCUUCUCCUCCCUCUCCACCAACUAUCACUCCUAUUUCUUCUCCUCCUGCUCCACCCACUAUCUCUUCUAUUUCUUCUCAUCGUGAGCUCCUUGGUCGCUAUUCUUAUCCUCCUUUUUCUUCUCCAGCUGCUUCACCAACUUACAGCUCGGUUUAUUCUCCUCCGGCUCCACCAACUAUCCGUUCUGCUGAUAUUCCUGCUCCUUCACCAACUUAUUCUUCUGUUUAUUCGCCUGAGGCUCCACCAACUUUUUCUGCUGAUUAUUCGCUUUCGGCUCCUCCAGGAAGCCAUGGAAGUUCUUCUGCAAAAGUGAUUAUUGCCGUUGUAGUUCCAGUCAUUGGGAUUACUAUACUACUCUUCAUUGCAGUCCUUUAUUUUCUGAGAAUUAGAAAUUCUAAGAAACAAAAUACUAAACUACAGACAACAGAUGUGACUGGGGAGAUUUCAAAUGAGGAGUCCUUGCAAUAUGAUUUUGCUACUAUUCAACUUAUUACCAAUGUGUUCUCUCCUGACAAUAAGAUUGGUGAAGGUGGAUAUGGUUCUGUAUAUAAGGGAAUGCUUCCCAGCGGACAAGAAAUAGCUAUAAAAAGGCUAUCCAGGAGCUCAGGACAAGGAGAAAAAGAAUUCAAGAACGAAGUUGAAGUAGUUGCCAAGCUUCAACACAAAAAUUUAGUUAGACUAUUGGGAUAUUGCUCCAAAAGAGAAGAAAAGAUACUUAUCUAUGAAUUUGUGCCCAAUGGAAGCCUUGACUACUUUUUAUUUGAUUCUGAGAGACAACAUGUAUUGGAGUGGUCAAAACGCUACAAAAUUAUAAGAGGAAUAGCACGGGGACUACUUUACCUUCAUGAAGAUUCUCGUCUUAGAAUCAUACAUCGUGAUCUGAAAACAAGCAAUAUACUAUUGGAUGUAAAUAUGGAUCCAAAAAUAGCUGAUUUUGGAAUGGCAAAAAUAUUUGGUAUUGAUCAAACUCAAGGAAAUACAAGCAGAAUUGUUGGAACAUAUGGUUAUAUGUCUCCAGAGUAUGCAAUGCAAGGAGAGUUCUCUGUGAAGUCAGACGUUUUCAGUUUCGGUGUUAUGCUUUUAGAGAUUAUUUCUGGAAAGAAAAAUCGUAACACUUACCAAACCACAAAUAGAGCACAAGACCUUCUUAGCUAUGCAUGGGAACAAUGGAGGGAUGGAACACCAAUAGAAAUACUAGAUCCAGUUCUCGCAAAGUCGUCUUAUACUGUAAAUGAAGUCAUCCAAUGUGUGCACAUUGGUCUGUUAUGUGUUCAAGAAGAUGCAGAUGAAAGACCUACAAUGGAAGAUGUGGUAUUGAUGCUUAGUAGUUAUUCUACUAAUAACUGGUCAACACCUCGUGAACCUGCAUUUUAUCGUAAUGGAAGUGGGAAGGUGCCGAUGAGAGAAAUAUCGUUGGAACUGUCUGUGACGGUGAGUGAUGAAGCGUCAACAAUUGGUAAACUUUGUCCAAGAUAAGGUGGGAAAUUUAUUUUGUCAAAGGAUUAUGGCAUCAUAAGGAUUUUCAGAGUUAAUCAAACCCAAGUAAAAUUUAUGGAAAAUACUAGUACUUCCAAAUUUUAUUUCUAACUUUUACUCUCUUUAACAAAUCUUGGAUAUAAACAAUUUUUCCUGGAACCACAAGAUGAAAAUGUCAUAUCCAUGCUUGUCACAUCAGAGAGUAUAAUUGAUGGAGUAAAAUUUGGAAGUCCCAUAUAGUAGAACUCAGAAUGUAUUUUGAUUAAUAAUGUAUUUGGCAUUCAAAUUGUUUGGUCCAAUUAAUGGCGUUUUGUAUCGUGUCAUGAAUUUUUUUUUUUACUGUGUUUCAAAAUGUAUUAUUUUCUUCUACUUGUCAAUAUUUUUGGCUCCGUUACUA